Gastrolobium bilobum is the source of this 1720-nucleotide messenger RNA. Its product is annotated as tRNA-specific adenosine deaminase TAD1. Gene Ontology annotation, cellular component: cytoplasm; nucleolus. The coding region runs from base 33 to 1286 and encodes 417 amino acids. Gene Ontology annotation, molecular function: tRNA-specific adenosine deaminase activity; double-stranded RNA adenosine deaminase activity; double-stranded RNA binding. The transcript has 10 exons. Lineage: Eukaryota; Viridiplantae; Streptophyta; Magnoliopsida; Fabales; Fabaceae. Gene Ontology annotation, biological process: adenosine to inosine editing; RNA processing. The record is from RefSeq and is a predicted model, not a curated record.
GGGUUGCUGAACCUCAAGCUAAAGCAUGAUCAAUGGCGUCUACGGUUUCAUCUUCUGAGGGAACAAGUUGGGGCCAAAGGGUAUCCGAAAAUGUUCUUUCUUUCUACACUUCUCUUCCCAAGAAAGGCAAACCUCAAGGCCGUGAAAUCACCGUUUUGGCUGCUUUUCUUCUAUCUUCUCCUUCCAAUGAUUUGAAGGUUGUUGCAAUAGGAACGGGAACAAAGUGCAUUGGACGUUCUCUCUUACGUUCUUGUGGUGAUGUUGUGCAUGAUUCUCAUGCUGAAGUUAUAGCUCGAAGAGCUUUGAUGAGGUUCUUCUAUACACAGAUUCAACAUCUUACUGAAACUUGUAGUAAGAAUGCACCUAGCAAUGGAGGCAAACGGUUCAAAGUUGAUGAUGGCAACUUACUAUUCGAGUUGGACACAGGGUGUCUUAAUAAAAGAAAAUAUAUCAUGAGAAAGGGUUGGAAAUUACAUAUGUAUAUAUCACAAUUACCAUGUGGAGAUGCUUCACUGAGUUCACUUGUCUCUCCUUUGGAAACUGUGCCUUUGGGAGAAAGUGAAUCACCUUCACAUUUGGGUAAGCUAAAUAAUUCCAUAGAUUGUGGUUCAAAACAAAAGGGGAUGGUCCAGAGGAAGCCAGGUCGUGGUGAUACAACUCUGUCAGUUAGUUGCUCCGACAAGAUAGCUCGUUGGAAUGUUGUUGGUGUUCAAGGAGCUUUGCUUUCCUACUUUCUUCAACCUCUAUAUCUUUCUUCAGUUACUGUUGGUCUGCCCCUUAACAGUCCUGAGAAUUUUCGCUUUGAGGAUAACUUGAAAAGAGCUUUGUAUGAUCGUAUCCUACCCUUAUCAAACGAGCUAACGCAUCCAUUUCUAGUGAAUCAGCCACUAUUUCAGGCUGCUCCAGUACCACCAAAGGACUUUCAGCAAUCUGAGAGUGCUGCUAACACUUUAACAUGCGGGUAUUCUAUAUGUUGGAAUACAUGUGGCUUGCAUGAAGUUAUCCUGGGAACUACAGGAAGAAAGCAAGGCACCUCUGCAAAAGGGGCAUUCUACCCGUCAACAGAGUCAUCUUUAUGCAAAAAAAGGAUACUAGAGGUUUUCUUGUCAUUGAAGCCGGAGUGCUUGACCAGUUCUCUGGCCAAUGGGAUUACUUAUAGAGAACUUAAGGACGGGGCUGAAGAAUAUCAUUUGGCUUCCAAAAUUUUCAAAGGGAAGCCACCUUUUAGCAAGUGGUUCUUGAAACCCUUGGACUGUGAGGCAUUCCCCAUUCCAAUAUUGCCAUAGGCUAUUUUCUUCAUUUGUUUCAAUUUUUCUCCUACUCAGAUUUUCUUUGCUUAAUUGACAGCCUAUAUAUUGGCUCACACUGCUAGCUAUUAUUAGAUUAGAAAAUAUCUCAGCUAUCUGCAAUACCAUUUUCAUUGAAAAAACGACCUUCAAAAUUAAACAAGUUGGCUUGAAGAUUACAGAUUAAAAACUUCAGUUUGCUUCACUGAAAUCUUCAUAAAGUUUAAAGAUUGAGGCAAGCUUGUGCAUCUACAUUACACAUUGUCCUUUGCUAGAUGGUUCAUGGACAUCCUCCAACGGGCAAAAUGGCACAUGGAUUAUGCAUUGGCAUGGGUGUUAAAAAAAUGAGAGAGUCAAUUUGUAGUUUGCAUAAUUCUUAGUAGUUUGGUCCAUAAGAUGACUUGUUGUACACGUUAAGGACUAUAACGAGAUAC